This is a messenger RNA of Myxocyprinus asiaticus (Chinese sucker), 4603 nucleotides long. It is a transcript of the gene fhdc2, whose product is annotated as FH2 domain containing 2. The transcript has 12 exons. The coding region runs from base 298 to 3084 and encodes 928 amino acids. Lineage: Eukaryota; Metazoa; Chordata; Actinopteri; Cypriniformes; Catostomidae. The record is from RefSeq and is a predicted model, not a curated record.
UUGAGUUAUAUGAUAGGACUGUUUGGAAUAAUUGUCUACUCAUAAACACGCGUGAGAAUUACUCGCAGCAGACGGGAAUUUUUUUAUAAUCUAAAUUGGAUUACAUGCGUAAUGAUUCGAAACAAAACAUAUACAUCAGAAAUGUAACGGCAGGCAGUCUCAAACUAGUGCGAGCAGACAGUGCUGCCUUCUGGACUUUGCAUCUGUGGUUAUUCACAUAAUUUCCAUUAGAAUUGUUGGACUUUUCAUGGAACGUACCUUAACAGUUCUGGCACUCAGGAACAGGAAGUGAGAGUCAUGGCUGCCAUCCCCGUCCCACCAAUCCCUCCUCCACCGCCACCACCACCCCCUCCUGCCCCUGCCUGUGGCCUGACCCGCAUGGACUCUGGCCGCAAACAAAGGCUUCGCAACCUCAACUGGGAGCGGAUACCGAAAGAGCGCGUAGAGGGCCGUAAUAGUGUGUGGAGUGGCUCCUUGAAUGAGGACGAUGACUUCCGUAUCGACCUGAAUUCUCUGGAUGAGCUCUUUGGGCAGAAAGAAGGCGGCAAUCCAGACAGGACCAACAGCUUUCGCCGAAGUUUGCUGUGCUGCAGGUCUCCCCAAGAAACUAGCAUUGACAAAGUUACACUGCUCGACUCAAAGCGCAGCAUGAAUGUUGGAAUAUUUCUACGGCAGUUGAAAAUUGCGGCCAACGAGAUCGUGGAGGAUGUGAGGCAGGGGGCCGGAGAGCGAUACGGAGCCGAGAAACUGACAGAACUCUGCAAGCUGCUGCCUGAUAAUGAAGAGGAGGCUAGAUUGAAAAAGUUCAGUGGUGACCGUAGUUUACUGGCAGAACCAGAUCUUUUCAUGCUGUUGUUGGUGGAGUUACCAAGCUUUCGUAUGCUACUGGAUGCCAUGAUCCUCCAGCAGGAGUUUGACCCUGCCGUAACCUCUCUCUGUGUGGCAGCCAGAUGUCUGGGGGAGGCAGCUCGAGAGUUGCUGAGCUGCCCCGAGCUUCACUCCAUCCUGCGACUGGUGCUCAAGGCAGGAAACUAUAUGAAUGCUGGAGGUUACGCUGGGAAUGCUGCUGGAUUCAGGAUUUCCUCUUUACUCAAACUGGCCGACACCAAAGCCAACAAACCAGGCAUGAACCUCUUGCAUUUUGUUGCCAUGGAGGCGGUGAAGAAGGAUAAAGACUUGCUGAUGUUUCCCAGCCGCUUGAGUCAUGUUGCUCCAGCUUCAAGGUUAUCAGAAGAAUCUGUUGCAGAGGAUCUAUCGCGAUUGCAUAGCAGAGUCGCUGAACUCCAAAUCAGAGCUCAGACAGACACUGAAAUCGAGCAACAGACGAGAACUUUUCUGGAGGUGGCAGAGGUGAGGCUGAAGGAAGCUGCCGAUGAGGUGGAAAUCUUACAGAGUGCUAGUAAAGCCCUCGUGGAGUUCUUCUGUGAAGACGAAAAUUCCUUCAAACUAGAGGAGGCCUGUCGUAUCUUCCAGUGCUUCUGUCAGCGAUUCCAAAGAGCUGUGCGGGAGAAUACAGAGAGGGAGCUACAAGAGCAGCGGCGUGUGGCACGUGAGCGUGAGAACGUGGAAAAGCGUCGUUCCCUUGCCCUCUGCACCGGACUGGAAGUGGAGCGCCAACUGGACGACCUGGAUCGCGCCCUACAGAGGAGCUUAAGUUACACAGGGACCCGUCGCAGUCUGCGCAGACACUCGCAGUACAUCCUCUGCUCUGUUGAGAGAAAUAUGAAAUCUGACAAGCAGCACCCCAACUCAGAGAGUGGAACCCUUCAUGCUCUCAGUCCCGAAGGAUUUAGUGGAGAAUCAGAGCUUAGAAGACACUCACUACGCAAGAAUGACGCUGUACAAACUGAACAAGGAAUAAACAAAGGACUAAGAGUGGGUCAGUGUUUGUCAAGCACCGAUUCAACGUGUGGCCUUCAACGAGGCACAAUGGUUACACCAAACAGUAUGAAAAACCAUUCUACGUUGAAUACAAGGACAGUCCUCAGUGAUACCACUUUUGUUGCUUUAGGAGAAACGAGUAUCACGUCACAUCAGCAGGGGGCAGCGAAUGUCUUGCCGCUCACAGGACUAUCCUCUAACAAUGUUUUGAAAGUUGAGAAACAGGUUCAAGGUGCCUGUGAAAGGCUGACGCAGAUAGCGACAGAUGCUUCGGAGGGCGUUGAGAAGCAGGAUCGUGUAAAUGGCAAAGAGGCUCCAUCUGUAAUGGGAGUAACGCCAGAGACAGACGCUGAAACCGCCACAAGUCUGGUAGGAGAGACUUGGUUGAAUACUUUUUGCCCUGUUGACCCUAGUCCGCCACUUGCCCGUGAACUUGAGCCCUCUAGUCCAGAUAGAAGUCAUGUUUACCCACGAGUUGGCGAGACACUUGAGUGCCACACCCUAGUGAGGGGCCUCCGCUCGUACGAGAGCAUUUCGGCAACUGUAACGCGCCCUGCAGCCAAUCACUGCUCUAAAUGGAAAAAAGAGCGGGAAGCCAAGGAGAGAGAUGGCGCUAGCUUGCCACAUGCUAAUGAUUUGCGUACUAUAAAAACACCCACUCGAGGACCAACUAAAAGAGGACUGGUACCUCAUGGAGGGCCUUCGAAUAGUAGUGGCAUUCCAAGGGUACGCACUAAGGCGGAGCCAACUCCUGUCGAUGGUUUGUCAGCUAGUCACAUAUCACGUCUUUCCCCUACAAGUUCCACAUAUGUACGCUCAUCGCUAAUCACGCGAUUUAACGGUGUCCAAAACGAACUCAAACAUAACGCCAGCGCAGGGCAGAAGUUGAAUGCCCAGUCUGAAACUAAACAAAAGCGUAAUGCUUCUGAGACUGUGAACCAGGACAAGGACAAAUGUCGUGAGCCGUUUGUUCGUGGAUCGCCGUUACGCGUGUCCAAGCGGCUAGCGCCCAAUUCAGACUCCCAGACACCCCACGCUAUACAUAGUCCAACCGCUGCUACGACCGCCAAGACGAUCCGCACGGCCAUCAUCACUGCAGCCAAGGCUGCAAAGAGUCCGGAGUCUGCCUUCACCAAGAGCCUGGGUUCCCGAAUCCCAGGUACUAAAAUUCCCAGACCUGCUGCCCAACCCACGUGGAGAUAAUAUUUGGUUGAUACUUGAACUCUUCGAGAAGCGGCCAGGUGACCUUUAAUGGUUGUCACAUGCUUAAGCGCCUAAAUUAAAGGAUUGGUUCAUCAAAACAUUACGAUUCGGUCAUUUACUCGCUAUCAUGUUGUUCCAAAACUGUAUGUCGGUCUUUAUUCUGUUGAACGCAAAAUACAUUUAGAAGAAUCUGAUGUGACUGAUCACUUUUUCCAUGCAGUUACAAUGAGUGAGAAUUAAAGCUUUCCAAAAAGGACGCAAGAGCAUCAUUGCCAGUAUAUGUCUUGCGCUAUAUUCCGAGUCUUCUGAAGCCAUACAAACCAAACAUGGCGAAUCAUUCUUCGGAGUCUGAUCUUUUCAAUGAAACGGUUGAUCUGGUUCACAAAAAAAGUGUGUUGAGUGAUUUAUUCAUGAAACGGACUGACCCGUUCCACUCACUGACUUUUGCACCCUUUUUGAAGCUUGAUAACUUUCCCAUUCAUUAUAAUUCCAUGGAAAAGAGUGACCAGUACACAAUUCAGAAUUUCUCCUUUUGUGUUCCACGGAAGAAAGUAAGUCAUAUGGGUUUGGAAUGACAUCAGGGUGAGUAAAUGAUGUCAAUGUUAAUCUUCCAGUGAACAAUUCCUUGAAUAUAUGAUAUAUGAAAACAAGUAGACUUCCGUUGGUGGACGCCAAGGUUUUUGUGUAAACUGUCAACUCGAACUGCUUCUCCCUCUAAAAUGCCACUAAAUAAAGAAGCUAUUCAUUGUGUCUGUUCAGAAUGGACAGUAUACUGUAAUGGAUCCCGGACAGAAUGACCGCUACUUUUCAGAGUUCUCCUCUCAUUCAGGUCUUGGUUUUAGCCUCCCUUUUCAAGACUUUGAUUCUCUUUAAAGUUGAAACUAUCAGGACAGGCUUAGCACUGUUUCUAGCUGUAUACUCUACCUCUGAACACUAGUGUGCCCUGUGCAGGUAACAGCGCACCUCAGAAGGGACAUUUAACAUAAUUCCUCCCAGAACCUUAUUACAAAAACCCAGUUUUAUAUCUUACUUAAAGAAUUUGCUUUGCCAUGUUUUUGCUAGAAUGUUACCUUUCUAUCAUGAGACAUUUUAUUCAACAUCAAAGCAAAUAGAGCCCAUAGUAAAUUACUGAAAACUGAACUCUUGUGUAAUUCAGCCCUCUGCGGUCUGAUUGAUCUUAAAUUGCCCUGAUGUGGUUUAGGUCAAAUUGACUGUGUAUUUUACAGUUAGGUACGAAAUAGUGAGCUUAAAUUUACCAUGUGAUCAAAUAAAAUGUACUCAAGAUCCCAAAGCAAAUAUGGUGAAGCAAAUGCAUUACGCCUUCAUCUGUACGUUAGGUUCCCUCACUUUGAUGCACUUUAAAGAUGAAUGAGAUUUAAUGCUGACAGAAAUCAUCUCAGAGGUUAUCUGCUGUACUUUUUAUGUGUGUUGUGUUUAAAUUAACAGAAUUGAAAACAUAGUUGCCCUUUGUAAUAUUUGUAUUUGUAAAUAAGGAGAAUUUGAAAUAAAGCAUGAAUUA